GUGGCACACAUCCAGGGCUUUCGAAUCACCUAUGUUUUUUCUAUUUUCAAAUUGCGAGACUGUCAUCUGAUACGCCCCCCUUCUUCGAUUGACCGGGCGCCGCAGAAGGAGGGGAUUCUGACAGUUCCCCUCGUCAACGUUGCAGUCUGAUAGACCGUUCCGUCCAAAGAUGACGCCUUUGAAGGGUUGGAGAGGAAAGUUAUUCUGUGGUGUUCCAUACCUACGACAAGGGUACCGGUCACUCGUUCGGUUGUUGCCGUCCAACCCGGGGCCAGCAGAGCUGGUGGGAAACAGAGCAGAUUCUUCGUGUGGUUCCUCCCCUGCCACCUCUCCCUCUCUCGCGGCCUCGCCUACCUUUUUGAUGGAGACAAGCAGAAUCCCAAAUGCUACGCUUUCCUUUCCCACAUCGCUCAUGUGGUUGGUUGGGGCAGUGGCUGUCAAAGAAGAUGCAAGAUCUCGCGAUAUUUGGCAUGUAGCCUAUCCGAUUCGCCCGAUGCUUUUGCUCCGGGCAGGGCACCGAGACAACCGGAUACCACCAUCAACCAACCGCCGCUUGGGUUCCGAAGAUGGUGGUGUGUGUGGUGGUGGCGGAGGUGGCAGCCCUUUUCCCCGGCUCUAAGGGUUGGCAUACGAUUUGUCAGGCGGAAGGCCAGUAUCCUUGGAGGACGUUCCUCUGGUUGGCACAAUUAUCCAACCCCGGGGGGCGAGGAGCGAGAGCCGAUAAAUCCGGUGAAGUGUAUAUGUGUGUGUGCCGGCCGGUCGUCAACCAACGGAGUCAGGAUUUGGGUGUUCCCCUCCGAGACCGUUUCUUCCUCCGUUUUCGCCGUUGAC
This is a messenger RNA of Colletotrichum phormii, 831 nucleotides long. RefSeq lists its product as uncharacterized. The record is from RefSeq and is a predicted model, not a curated record. The coding region runs from base 170 to 619 and encodes 149 amino acids. NCBI's taxonomy places the organism in Eukaryota, Fungi, Ascomycota, Sordariomycetes, Glomerellales, Glomerellaceae. The transcript has a single exon.